CUACCAAGAAAUUACCAAUUUGUGUCGGUGAACUCAUAUAGACAAACCUAUGUGGUAAUCAAACUAUUAGUUAAAAAAAAAUUGAACAUAUUAAGAAGAUUACAGAAUAAUACAUGUAAUCCUCCACUUGUCAGUUCUAUAAAAUAUUAAUUAAAAAGGAAAUUCAAAUUGAAGUAACUAAGAACAGUUUUUUUAGCAGUUAAGCUGAAUUUCAAAAAGCCAUAAUCUUCGCUCUGAAUCUCAUCAGCCCCGGUCUCCUUCUCUAGCUAUAUAUAUACGUGUGUGAUAAAGUCGUACCCUCAAGCCAACACAAUAACAAGAAUGGCUUCUCCUUUCUUCUUUGUGUUCCUUCUCUCUGCGCUUUCACUGGAGAAUACCUAUGCAAGUCCCAAUUACAGAGAAGCACUCUCAAAGUCAUUACUCUUUUUCCAAGGUCAGCGGUCUGGUCGCCUCCCUAGUGACCAACAACUCUCAUGGAGGUCUAGCUCUGGCCUCUCUGAUGGCUCAUCUGCUCACGUAAGACCCUAAAACUGUAUACCCAUAGUCAAGUAGUAAAAGCAUAGUAAAUCCAUCUGAAUAACACGGUAUGAGUUGCAGGUGGACUUGACCGGAGGCUACUAUGAUGCUGGGGACAAUGUGAAGUUCAAUUUCCCGAUGGCGUUCACCACAACCAUGCUUUCCUGGAGCUCUUUGGAGUACGGUAAGAAGAUGGGACCCGAGCUCCAGAACUCCCGUGUGGCCAUCCGUUGGGCCACGGAUUAUCUACUGAAAUGUGCCAGGGCUACACCAGGGAAGCUUUACGUUGGAGUAGGAGAUCCUAAUGGUGACCACAAGUGCUGGGAACGACCAGAAGAUAUGGACACUCCUCGCACAGUCUACUCUGUAUCUCCCUCAAACCCUGGCUCUGAUGUAGCCGCUGAAACCGCUGCUGCUCUAGCUGCAAGCUCCAUGGUUUUCAGGAAAGUAGAUCCCAAGUACUCUCGCUUGCUCUUGGCGACAGCAAAGAAGGUCAUGCAGUUUGCCAUUCAAUACCGAGGCGCUUACAGUAAUUCCCUUUCCUCUUCCGUCUGUCCGUUCUACUGCUCCUACUCUGGCUACAAGGACGAGCUACUAUGGGGAGCAGCAUGGCUACAUAGAGCAACCAACGACCCGUAUUACACAAACUUCAUAAAAUCCUUAGGAGGAGGAGAUCAGCCUGACAUCUUCAGUUGGGACAAUAAAUACGCCGGUGCCUAUGUUCUUCUCUCACGACGAGCAGUACUAAACAAAGACAACAACUUUGAACUCUACAAGCAAGCAGCUGAGAAUUUCAUGUGUAAGAUCCUUCCAAAUUCUCCAUCCUCGUCAACAAAGUACACUAAAGGUGGACUGAUGUACAAACUACCUCAGAGCAAUCUACAAUACGUGACAUCAAUAACAUUCUUGCUCACCACCUACGCCAAAUAUAUGAAAUCCACAAAACAAACUUUCAACUGCGGAAACUCACUAAUCGUCCCCAACGCACUGAUAAAUCUAUCGAAGCGACAAGUCGAUUACGUCCUCGGUGUGAAUCCAAUGAAGAUGUCGUACAUGGUUGGAUUCAGCUCCAAUUUCCCCAAAAGAAUCCAUCACAGAGGUUCCUCUCUCCCGAGCCGAGCCGUCCGUUCCAAUUCUCUGGGCUGUAACGGCGGAUUCCAAUCAUUCAGAACACAAAACCCUAACCCUAACAUAUUAACCGGAGCAAUUGUCGGAGGACCGAAUCAAAACGAUGAGUAUCCAGACCAGAGAGACGAUUACACCCGAUCAGAGCCAGCUACAUACAUCAACGCCGCAUUCGUCGGACCAUUGGCGUAUUUCGCCGCCAGCCGAUCGCCGUAAAUCGCCACUCACUUUAAAGUUGGUUGCUUUGAUUUGAAAAGUUGGUUAGAUAAAUCGGUUAGUCUAAAACCCUUACCGCGUAAUGGGUAAGGCUAUUUCAGAUGUAAACUCUAAUGGGCUUUUAGGUCCAUCAUUAAUGAACUAAUUAGAAACGCCCAUCUUUGGCUCUUAAGUGGUUACGGAACUGAACAGAGGGAUUAAUCUUAUGUGGUGUAAUUAACCCUUUUUCGAGACGACUAAUGAUUCGAAAC
Messenger RNA from Arabidopsis thaliana (thale cress), 2108 nucleotides. It is a transcript of the gene CEL5, whose product is annotated as cellulase 5. The coding region runs from base 655 to 1857 and encodes 400 amino acids. The transcript has 4 exons. Gene Ontology annotation, biological process: carbohydrate metabolic process. Lineage: Eukaryota; Viridiplantae; Streptophyta; Magnoliopsida; Brassicales; Brassicaceae. The record is from RefSeq and is marked reviewed. Gene Ontology annotation, molecular function: hydrolase activity, hydrolyzing O-glycosyl compounds; cellulase activity. Gene Ontology annotation, cellular component: extracellular region.